Messenger RNA from Pisolithus orientalis, 1194 nucleotides. RefSeq lists its product as uncharacterized. Lineage: Eukaryota; Fungi; Basidiomycota; Agaricomycetes; Boletales; Pisolithaceae. The transcript has 12 exons. The coding region runs from base 66 to 956 and encodes 296 amino acids. The record is from RefSeq and is a predicted model, not a curated record.
GCGGGAACCGAAGAUGGCAUCAGAACAGGCGACGGAAAGACAGAGCGAUCAAGUUCUUCUCAGACAUGUUUUGUCUCCACCGUCUGAGUAAUUACGUCGGCAAAAUAUUAUUCUUUGAAAGGCUUCCCUCGAUGAUGGAAAGUGAUUCACUCAGCGAGGUUUCUGCAGGCAGUGCGGAAGAGGAUGGUUUACUAACACGCACACCAAAAUUGUCGUGUGCCGACUGGGUGAUGAUGUGUAACCUAUUUAAGGGCAGCUGGCAAUCCAAUGCUACGCAGGACCCACACCUUGAAGUCGUGUUGCCUGCGUUAUCCAAGCGAUGCCACACUCUUUCGAGGGAUGACGCGCGGCGUCGGUAUGCUAAUGAAAGGCAAAAAGUGGAGCGCGAGUUGAAGUCCAUAUUGCAGACUCUGAGUGCUGAUCUACUCCAACACAUACUUCGUGUCUUCUUCGAUGCAUAUUUUGGACACCAGUACUCAAGGACACUUCAACCGAGCGACAUUGAAUAUGACGGGCAACUCGACAUUCCUUCGAUGAUAAAAGAGGUGGAAGUUCUCCAAGCGAAACUUGAUGCAACGGUGGACGAGGAUGAGCAGCGAGCACUGGAGGAAGACGUGACAGGCAAGAUCUUGUGGCUGUGUUGGUGCGGGAUAUGUGCAGAAGUAGACCAACUGUUACCAAAGGUUGUGGGUUACAUUCGGAGAGAGGGAAAUAUGAAGGGUUUAGUGACAAUUGCCCUCAUUACGUGUUCAACAGACCCAGGUGAUGAUCAAGCUCACUUGCAGCGGAUCAUGCUUGAUGCAGGAGCAGGCACGUCGAAACAUAAGUUAUGGCUUGCCGCUCGGGCAGCAGAGCUAGCCAAGUGGUCAGGCGUGACCAGGCUUACCACGGCUAUGGACAACCAAGGUUCCACUGCGAGCACAAGCACUCAACCCCUCUCCACAUCAGUGGUUUAGCAAACAUGGGUAUUGUAACGGGGUGAGGCAGCCAAUACGCGCUGACUUGGUACUGUAACAAAUUUCCUUUCCCGACGUUGUAAUGAUAGAUCAAUCUACGCGAUGUCACCUUUUGUACUAGAACGCAUGAAAGAGAAUCCGAGGGGCAAUUGCAAGUACGAUCACCGUCUGAUUCGUUUUGUAUCGGGUAACGUGCAAUCAUUAUGUAUGUAGCUCCUUGACUUCAAAUGCAAUGAGC